Ooceraea biroi (clonal raider ant) is the source of this 1155-nucleotide messenger RNA. RefSeq names its product Rieske iron-sulfur protein (gene RFeSP). Gene Ontology annotation, molecular function: quinol-cytochrome-c reductase activity; 2 iron, 2 sulfur cluster binding. Lineage: Eukaryota; Metazoa; Arthropoda; Insecta; Hymenoptera; Formicidae. Gene Ontology annotation, cellular component: membrane. The record is from RefSeq and is a predicted model, not a curated record.
CGGUGCAGUAGCGUAGACUGCAGCAGUGUCGUUCAGUGUCGUUUCACCAUCACGAUUCCUUUCGUUACGUUCUCGCUCUCACGAGCGAUUCUUCUGUAAGAUGAAUGUGAUCGCGAAGACGACGGGGCUGGCGCCGUUCCUGCGGGCGACGGCGACCGCUGUCUCCAACGGGGGCACGUCCGUGGCCGCUACCGGUAAAGUUUCCAAGCCGAAGGUUGCCGUACUCCCUGCCGUCAAACGUACCCUCGGACAGACCAUCUAUCAGGACCUUCUUACCGGAGCUACGUGCAUAAGCUCGGGAGUCUCAGUGACUACUCAUGUGCAUCAAAAGCGUCUGGCGCACACCGACGUCCAAUGGCCCGACUUCACAGAUUACCGCAGGGAGGAGGUGAAGGAUCCGACUGUACAGUCGAGCAAAAGCGCAGCGUCUCGCAAAGGUGCCACGUACCUCGUCGCUGCUGGUGCUUCGGUGGGUGGUGUUUAUGCUGCGAAGAUGAUAGUGCACGAGGCCGUCGGCAUUCUGAGUGCCUCCGCUGAUGUACUGGCAUUGUCAAAGAUCGAGGUGAAGCUUGACAGUAUUCCCGAGGGAAAGAGUGCCGUCUUCAAGUGGCGCGGCAAGCCGCUGUUCGUGCGACACAGGACCGAUUCGGAGAUCGCGAAAGAGUCCAAAGUGGACGUCACUAGCCUUCGCGACCCACAGGAGGACAGCGCCCGCGUGAAGGAUCCCAAGUGGCUGGUCAUCAUGGGUAUUUGCACGCAUCUGGGAUGCGUACCCAUCGCCAACGCGGGUGAUUUCGGCGGUUACUACUGCCCGUGCCAUGGUUCCCACUACGACGCCAGCGGUAGGAUCAGGAAAGGACCGGCGCCGCUUAAUCUCGAAGUGCCGCAGUACGAGUUCAUGGAAGGCAAUAUCCUCGUCGUUGGUUAAUGACUGUGCGAGACCUGUAGUCAAAUAAUAAAAAAAAACACAAGUUAUUUAUGGCACAGGAUGCUGUGUGCACGCGAGCGCGUAAGACUCGCUCUCGACGCGAACAACAACUAUAAACGCGUUUUGUAUAUUUCUUGAGAGACGUUGGGAACGUCGCGCGACCCUUGCAUCGUCGCGAGGACGCUUGAUCGAAUUUAGAAUAAAUGUUAAAACAAAAGUAACAUCUA